AUGGAAUCGUCUUCAAGAGACAGCAAGUUAUUCCAUAAACUCGUAAAUAAGCAACGGACAUCGGGCUCCUCAACGACCAAAGUCAUUCAAGUUAACAACAACGUCUACUCUGAGCCACUCGAAAUCCUAGAUCAAUGGGAAAAGCAUUUUCAGCAAUUGGCCACCCGGCCAGAAACAAACAACCAAGAUCUAACCAGGGAAAAGUUAUCAAAAAUCCAAAACGACAUCAUCAUGGAAACGGAAUUAUCAAAAGAUGAAAAGAUCCAAGUAAUCACGGAAAAUGAAGUAGAGACGGCCAUUAGGAACCUCAACUCUGGAAAAGCCAUGGACGCAAAUGGCAUCUCAGCAGAGCACCUAAAGUAUGCAGGACAUGAGUUAACAACAGCACUAACUCAAACAUUCAACAAGCUGCUACAAAACUUGGACAUAACUCAACCCAUGAAAGAGGGGAUCCUUACACCGAUCCUCAAAAAAGGAAAGGACAAGACAAUUCCAUCUAAUUAUAGAGGUAUCACCGUCACAAACGUGUUCUCUAAAGUCUUCGAAGCAAUUAUCAAGGUUAGGCUGGAGGAAAUACUGAACCAAAAGCAAAAUCCACUCCAAAGAGGAUUUAAGCUGGUGUCUCCCCCUAGGAGCUGCACUCAUGAUUUCGGAAGCUAUUAUAGACGCAAAGGAAAACCAAAAGGAGUUGUUUCUUGUGACGUUGGACGCCCAAAAAGCCUUUGA
Molecule: messenger RNA, 726 nt
Organism: Mizuhopecten yessoensis (Yesso scallop)
Lineage: Eukaryota; Metazoa; Mollusca; Bivalvia; Pectinida; Pectinidae
Exons: 1
Coding region: 1-726 (241 amino acids)
Source: RefSeq, a predicted model, not a curated record